Messenger RNA from Paecilomyces variotii, 2845 nucleotides. RefSeq names its product putative Golgi complex component Cog3. Bases 225 to 2597 code for a protein of 790 amino acids. NCBI's taxonomy places the organism in Eukaryota, Fungi, Ascomycota, Eurotiomycetes, Eurotiales, Thermoascaceae. The transcript is spliced from 4 exons. Gene Ontology annotation, cellular component: membrane; COG complex; cis-Golgi network. The record is from RefSeq and is a predicted model, not a curated record. Gene Ontology annotation, biological process: autophagy; Golgi organization; cytoplasm to vacuole targeting by the Cvt pathway.
AACGCUAAACAGAUCAACAGAGGCGGCAUUGGGCGGCAGAAUCAGCACGAAGCUUAAGCGGCCACGAAUGACAUUGUCGCUAACGGUCAACGGACGAUUAUUUGGCGUCAGGUCUCAAUAUUGAUCUAUGGCUUGAUUGAUACGGUGCCGUUCUUGUUCAUGUACCCAGGCAUACGUCCCAAGACGAUUCCUUAGCAAGUCCUGCCUGGGGACUGAGCCUCAUAAUGCACAACACCGUCCGACAGCGGCCUCGGCGCCCGACAGACCCCUGGGGUCUCCCAGUGCGCACCAAAGUUCGAGAUGCUGAUCAAACGGUCACCAGGCCAAAAGCUCGUAAGCUGGUGAAUGAAAUUGGCACGGAGGCGGACUUUGCGAGAUGGUACAAUGAAGUGGAGGGCGACCUGCUUGAGUCGAGCUAUGAGGAAUACCAGACCUGUCUGGAUCAACUCCAGAUGUCGAAAUCUCAUCUUGAUACCCUUCUUUCCGACACAUCCUCCACACUCGAUCUCCUCUCUAAGCUCUCGCAGUCGUUCAGUGCGGUGGAAUCUCAGACGUCCACUUUCCAAAAGCAGUGCGAGGGCCUCCUCUCCGCCCAGAAGCGCAAUUCCGACCUCGCGGAUGAUAUCCAUAAAAAUCUUGAAUACUAUGAUUUUCUGGAGCCUGCCUCCAGGAGACUCAAUGCACCGGGCGCUGGAAGCACGGUCCGCUCGCAGGAGUUCUCGGAUAUGCUCAGGCGCCUGGACGAAUGUCUGGACUAUAUGGAGAGUCAUUCCGAACAAAAAGAGGCCGAAGUAUACCGUUCUCGAUAUAGGCUGCUUCUUACACGAGCCCUCACUCUCAUCCGUGGACAUUUCGUAUCUGCCCUUCGCGAAAUCUCAUCUGGUGUUUCGAAAAGAGUAGCUGAGAAGCAACUUAAUGAGACGACCAUAUCGGCCCUUCUCUAUGCAAAGUUCCGCGUUGGUGCGCCUGAGUUGAAACAGAUCGGUCUCGAAAUCCAGAAAAGAGCUGUCCCUUCGUUGGACCCCGAUCAGGGCGCUGAGGCUGAGUAUCAAGGUCUUCUUACGGAGCUUCACAGUAAUUUUUCAGCGACGCGCAGCAAAUUUAUCAUACCAUUGGUACGAAAAAAGCUGAACGACAUCGCACAGGCUCCAAGCACUUCCACAGACUUGGUGGGAUUCGCGCGUGCUAGCAUAAGUUAUAUUCGUGGUAUCUGCUUGGACGAAUUUGAGCUGUGGGGAGAAUGGUUCCAUGGACAAACAGGCUUAUAUGAGUUUUUGGAGUCAAUCUGCGAACCCCUUUACGAUCAUCUCAGACCGAGAAUCCUGCGCGAGGACAAACUUGUCAAGCUCUGUCAGCUUUGCAGUCUCCUCCAGACGCGAUACUUAUCUGACCCGGAGGACGAGAACGAAUAUCUGGAUCCGAAUCAGCUUGACUUUUCAGUCCUAAUCCAGCCUGCUCUAGAAGACGUCCAGACCCGUCUCGUGUUUCGGACCCAGGCAAUUUUGCGAGAUGAGAUUGAGAGAUACAAACCGCGUCCUGAAGAUAUCGAUUAUCCUGCUCUAAACAAGCGAAUCACCGUAUCCGCGACAGGGAAUCAGAUAUCAGGUCGGAAAGUGUCGACUGCGGAGCCUACAACUCCUCUGCCAAAGACACCGAUGAUCGUCGAAGAGGACACUGAUCCCGUAGCAGAAGGAGAACUUGGAGAAGUCAGAUGGGAUUUCGACUCGCAAGCUGACGCGCAAGGAUGGUACCCAACGCUUCGAAAAGCCAUCUGGCUGCUCAGCAGAAUAUAUAGACUUGUGAAUUCUACCGUCUUUGAUGACCUAGCUCAUCAGAUCGUCCAUCAGACGAAUAUAUCCCUUCAGCAAGCGAGUGCACUCAUAUCAAGCAAAGCAUCACCAGCAGACGGACAGCUUUUCUUGAUCAAACAUCUACUCAUCCUCAAGCAACAAAUUGUUGCUUUUGACAUCGAGUAUGUCUCUCCAGACAUUUCGCUGGACUUCUCCGGCGUAACGAAUACAUUCUGGGAGCUUCGAGAACGCGGUGGUCUCUUCAACCCCGCAAACCUAAUGCGUCUCGUCGGCCAGGGCCUGCUCCCACGAGUCGUGGAAAACAUGCUAGAUGCCAAGGUCGAGCUCGACGGAAUGCUCAGAACCGUCAUUAAUGAUUUCACCAACAAUUUCGCGACGAGAAUGACCGCAUCUCUACCCACGAAAUUCGUCGAUAACCGCAACAUGGAACGUGGCGGCGUUAUCAACCCUACAUGUCGAAACAUCGAGAAGGAAGUCCCCAUCCUCCGACAGACCCUGGACGAUUAUCUCGACGAUGUCCGCACAAAGGAGACUCUGGUAGGCGCCGUGCAGGAUCGCGUAUUACAGAUGUACGAAGAUUUCUUCGAAGCAUACCGCACCGCGGAGAAGAACAAGGGCAAACCAGUCAGCAAAAAGGGCAAGGGCCGCGAAGAUGCAGUGUGGGACCUUGACACCUUCGCCGAAUGGAGCGAGGAGGUCUUCCGGGUUGGGAUUGCAGGAAUACGAUCUUCGGAUGAAGAAGACGAUGAGAUGAGUCAGGACGUCAGUCGAAGGGGGAGCAUAUAGAAGCUAUCCCUGCUUCGACUCGUCUACGUUGUCACGAACAGAGGCCAUAUCCAUAUCUUGGCUCUUGACACUGUGCAUGCUAAUCGGGGAUAGUAAUGACAAUGAUGAGACGAGACGAGUCCAUGAUCACGUCCAUGUACAUACAUACAAACAUACUCUCGUGCGGAAUCUUAAGACGCAUAACUCGUAAUUAUGUCGAGACAUAUGAUAUAAGAAGUGAAUUACUGGUACCAAGCACUGCUGUAGUC